AAGAAGCGGCAUGCUCCCUGUCCCAGCGGAGUGCAUUCUGAUUUUCUUUCCCCUCUUGGCGUCUUGCUCGUUAUAAAUACGCCAUAACCCACUCCUUUUCUUUCCCACCAUCUCUUCUUUCUGUCGACUGUGCAGGGUCAACUCACACUGGUACUUCCUUCCUCUGGAUAAUAUUUCCCUUUUAUGUUCAAAGCUUCAAAUCAUAUACACCUAACUAUGAAAAGGUUCUCGCUGCCGCUGCUUCUGCUCCCUCUUGCUAUGCUUUUUGCUGCUGCCAUCGCAUCGGAUCCCGACCCUCUCCAAGACCUCUGUGUCGCCGAUCUUACCUCCGAGGUUAAAGUAAACGGGUUUGUGUGCAAGGAUGCUUCAGCGGUGAAUGCCUCGGACUUCUUCUCCGACAUACUAGCCAAACCGGGAGCCACCAAUAACACCUUUGGCUCACUGGUCACCGGAGCCAACGUUCAGAAAAUCCCUGGGCUCAACACCCUCGGCGUCUCACUCUCACGCAUUGACUUCGCACCUGGCGGCCUCAACCCACCCCACACGCAUCCACGCGCCACCGAGAUGAUUUUUGUGCUGCAAGGUGAACUCUACGUCGGCUUCAUAACCACGUCCAAUCAGCUCAUAUCCCAGAAGAUUCAGAAGGGUGAGAUCUUUGUGUUCCCCAAGGGUUUGGUUCAUUUCCAAAAGAACUAUGGGCGGGAAGCUGCCUCUGUAAUUGCAGCAUUCAAUAGUCAGUUUCCUGGUACGCAGUCUAUCCCCCUCACCUUGUUCGCCGCCACGCCGCCGGUGCCGGACCAUGUUUUGACGCAGGCGUUCCAGGUGGGUACCAAGGAGGUUGAGAAAAUUAAGUCGAGGCUCGCACCCAAGAAGCAGUAGGUUGACAGUUUUGUUCUAUUUUGUUCAGUUUCUGUUAUUGUAUUCCAGCCGCCGCCCCAUUGUACUAUUCUUCUGUGUAAUUUGGAGUUCAUGAAUAAUAAAGAAUGCGAUUCAGCGAUAGAAAAGCGAAACAUGAUUGUAGGUUCGUUAAGUUCGUUCAUCACAUGUAGUGCCAGUGGUUCUGCUGGUUUUUUUCAUAUCAUCCCUUCCAUUCAUAGUUGUUCAUGUUUUCGGCACUGGAAUGGAAUACUAAAAGAGGCCGCCUCCCUCCCGCU
Molecule: messenger RNA, 1154 nt
Organism: Neltuma alba
Lineage: Eukaryota; Viridiplantae; Streptophyta; Magnoliopsida; Fabales; Fabaceae
Product: rhicadhesin receptor-like
Exons: 2
Coding region: 184-879 (231 amino acids)
Molecular function (GO): manganese ion binding
Source: RefSeq, a predicted model, not a curated record